CAUGUUCAACCGUCUGCAACAUAACAACGUUGGAUCUCAUCGUCAUCUCGGUUCCCAACAUGACCCAUGCAUCGUCAUGUCAUCCCAUGUCUUGGGAUAGCUCAACCAUCUUGAUUUGCUCGAACACAUCUGUCAGGAACUGACCUAUGUGUCGAUCCUCUUCAGGACAUCCCAAACAUCCAUCCAUCUAGGUUCUCUCGAACAUUGAACGCUCUCGUGUCCAUGUUAAGUCAUCUACGACAUACGUUAUAAAUAGUGAGUGCAUAAUCUAACCUCCAACGCUGGACCGAUAUGCAAUACGCUGCGUGUUAACUAGCUUCAUAGUGCUUAAAACCCUCGCACUGCUACACUCCGACUUCGUCUCAUUUUUCUCAAUUUUCAUUAAAGAAGAAAUGGCUUGGCGCUCUUCUGGAUCUCUAUCUCGCGCGCUCAUUUCCUCUGUUAGGUCUUCUUCUCUCCGAUCGUCUCCUUCUCUUCCUUGGCUUCGUCCGCCAUCUCUCACCGCUCGACCUCGCCUUCAAUCUCGUCGGCUUUCAUUUUCGACUUCCAGGAAGUUGGGAGAACUGGGAUGCACACAGUCUCUGCUGCCCAUGCACAGCAUCAUGGGUGCUACCUGCCCGACAUCACACCUCUGUGUUAGCGCACGAGCUUUCUGCGAGCUUUCUCAUGGAAGGAAUGGAAAAGAUGGGUGAUGCACGAGGACAUUCUAUUAUUGGCAAGCCGGAGAUCGUCACAACAUUUGUACUUGAGUGAUCUCCAGUAGAAGCACACAUGUGAGCCAUUCUAUGUGGGGUGAAGUUGGGUAGAGACGGAGUGUGUGAGAUAGAGAGAGUUUCUGGUAACUUUAUUUGGUCGGUGGAUGUAAUAACAAAAUAUUUCUAGUUGUUCAGGGAAUUCAUCCUAUUUCUCCACAUAGUACUCGGUUUGCUCAUUGAUUCCCUUAAAUUAUCAAUUGCUGAUCAUCUGACCUUGUAAGUUUCUUCUGGGCCUGAAUUUUGUAAUCAUUUAACUUCAAUUACUUUUGGAAGAUAGUUAUGUGUGUUUUUACACACUGAUGCUUUCAUUUUUCAUAUAUUCAAUUGUAAGUGAAUUAUAUUUGUUCAUGGGAUAUGGAACUUUUGAAGCACCAAUUAGAGUCGAGCGUGUCACCGUUUGAAGGGAACAACGUAUCCAAUAAUCGACACGAAGUAGAAUCAUGUGGGAGCGCAAUAGCAACAGGCACAUGGGAUUGCCGAAGCCGAUUUUGAUUGACACUAACAUAUCAUGUUUAUAAAGCCAGGUUUAUGGUUUAUGGUUUUAUUUGGUCCACAAUGUAAUGUAAUUCAUGUAUGGCUGCUUGCAGGUGCACUUGAGAUCUUUAUUGAUUUCUACGGCCCAUAACCUCAGCCUACUAGCUGGUGGUGUUGUUUCCUACAUCUGGACUGGCCCCCUCCUGCUUCCUUUGAUAAAAACUUGUCAGGAAACCCAAAAUACUACCUGCUAUUCAACAAUGGGGACCUUCAAACCCCAUCACUUAUUCUUCCCCCCACCCUCCAUAAGGAACUUGAUUGGAAAUGGUAACAGAGUAAGGACAGAAAUGGGCUCUCCAGUCUCGAUCUAUGACCCCAUCUAAGGUUUUAAUGUUCAUUUGCAGCAACAAGUCUUGGAAAACGGGCUGAGUUUGAAGAUUCCUCCUUAAGGAUUCAGGUAUUUCUUCAAACAAUUUUUUGAUUAUUUCCUCUUAGCUACAAUUCCUUUACCUUAGAAGUAACUGAGCUUCUAGCUACAACGUAAAAAGCUGAUUUUUUUUGGGCUAAUUGAUAUUCAUAGUGGAAGGGUUAAGUCAGUGGCAGGAAGAAUGGAGAGAUUUUUCAAUCUCAAAUUGUAAAACUCUUUCUCUCUCACGACUGUAUAUCUAAUAUACAGAAGAGGACUGUUCUGAACCCCAGUUAGAAAGUAAGUGCACUUAAAAAGUAGAGAGAAUCCACUUGACUUUCCUUCACUGCUUGCAUGAUCACCAUCCCCAUGAUUUACGAACCCUUUAUUUCAAGCUUAGCUUCUACUAUAGUGUCAUCAAACAGUAACUCACAUUUUCCAUCAUAUUUAAUCGCACUGUCAAGAUAAUGCAAUUUUGUGUUCUUUGAUCAGAGUGGUUGUCAGGCUUUCUUUAUAAUGCCUUAGUUGAUGCCUCAUGAUUCAACCUUUUGAGGUUUUUUCUUUUUGACAGUCUUCUGAGGCAAGUCUCCCUACAUUGCCUUUUAUUUCACAUUCACUUUCACAUGUAAAGGUAUUCAUAAUCUAUUCUCCCACUAUUUACAUUUGCUUAAGAAUAUCUAUACUAUAUUUCACUUUUUUGUCAUGAGCAAUGCUGUCAUCCAGAGAAAACCACUCACACAAGUUCUAGUCAAUUCGCUCUUAAGACACGAAAUAAAGCAACGAGCAAAUCGAACAGAAUUAGACAACAUUAGUUAAGUUCAUGAAGGGUAAAGAUCCAAAUGUCCUCUUCCCCUUUCUCUUCUCACCAGGAGACAGGAAGAGAAAGAUCCUGUCUUAGCCUAGCCUAAAGUUUUGCAGACAAGAUCACAUGAAAUGAGGACCCGAAAGAAAUCGCUUGGUUGUAGAGAUAUGUGUUGCCAACAUCAGCCUUGGAAAAGAAUCCCACAAAAGUAGUUUCAAAAGUGAUUCGGUUUACUUGUGUUGGAUAAGAAGUGUACUCCUUCGAUGCAUUGGAGGGACAAUUCAAACAGCUUGUUAGAUUGUGACUGAUAUUGAUGUUGCGGUUUUUGUACAACUUUCAAUCAUGUAUUUUCUCAAAAGUUUCCCACAAACAAGUUUUGUGUAAGGUUGGUAUAGGGCUCCUAAAGAUGUGGCUAAGAAGCUAGCAAUACAAAGACAAAAGAAAAUCAACAUUAUCUCGAGUUUGAAUAUUGACCAAUCUUUCAUUACGCAA
Cucurbita pepo subsp. pepo (vegetable marrow) is the source of this 2929-nucleotide messenger RNA. The record is from RefSeq and is a predicted model, not a curated record. Lineage: Eukaryota; Viridiplantae; Streptophyta; Magnoliopsida; Cucurbitales; Cucurbitaceae.